Esox lucius (northern pike) is the source of this 1384-nucleotide messenger RNA. Its product is annotated as protein phosphatase 1 regulatory subunit 12B-like. Lineage: Eukaryota; Metazoa; Chordata; Actinopteri; Esociformes; Esocidae. Gene Ontology annotation, molecular function: enzyme inhibitor activity; protein kinase binding; phosphatase regulator activity. Gene Ontology annotation, cellular component: cytoplasm. Bases 484 to 954 code for a protein of 156 amino acids. The transcript is spliced from 7 exons. The record is from RefSeq and is a predicted model, not a curated record.
AGAGGGAAGGAGGGAGAUAACUUUCCUGCAGAACAAUAGAAGAGUGCAAUGCUUUGAUGUUUUCCUUUCUGUUGAUUGACCCAUCCAAAGACUGUUCUUAACAGGACUCUGAUCCUGAGCAGAGACCUGUCAGGUCUCUGGCAGUGUCCCUCCAUAUAAACAUCCACAGCACCGCCCACUCUUUAACUUCCAACUCAGCUCCCUAAUCUGUGGACCACACUUCUGCUACUCACUCAGCCUCAACUCGUCGCAACGAAAGUUAAAACACUUGAAGAUCUCACUAUUAUCUCUAGCUGUUUUUGUCGAGCCAGAACUCUGAUACUUUGAACUUACGUUUGGCUCAGCCCAUUCACCCGCUUCUUUCAUAUCACAGGGAUUUGUCUGUGGAUUGUUUAUGCAGUAGUCUUUUGGAAUCACACUGCAUCGCUGCACCUUCCACUGGACCACACUUGAACUCCAUGCAGUGGAGAGUUACCUGCAGGGAUGUCUCUUCUGUCCCCUCGCAAUGCAAAAGACCAGCCACGCACAAGAAAGCCACUGUCUGAGCCGUCUCCAGGUAUACCCUCGCAGACCUCCAAAAACCUCAAACAUGAAAGAGUGUCCAGACUGGACUCCUCUGGAGCUUAUGACCGAGAGGCCUAUGAUGCUCGCAGAGAAAACCGAAUGGCAGCUCGCAAAAAGGCAGAGGAGGAGGCUGGAUGCACAGACUAUAAGAAGAUGUACGAGGAGGCCUUGUCAACAAAUGAAAGACUCAAAUCCCGACUACAGGGCAGCAAACAGGAGUUGGUUUUGGUUCAGACUCAGCUGCAGAGAGUCAAACAGAGAAAGGUGACGUUGACUGAGAGGUCCAAUGAUAGGUCCAUGCUUGAGACUGAAAAACGGGAAACAAGUGCCCUUCAGAAGAAGAUUUCAGACAUGGAAGAUGAAGUGAAGGUAUCUGUCCAGUUGCAAUAACGGUCCAAACAGAGUUGAAGAAUGAGAACCAGAGAUUGAAGGAUGAGAACGGAGCCUUAAUCCGGGUCAUCAGUAAGCUGUCUAAGUGAGCAAGAGGAGGGGACGGCACAGGCUUUAUAUCCCAUGUUUUACUCCCACUGCCAUAUUCAAAGCAUAACAUAAAUGAAUGAUAUGAGCCAACUUUAAUUCACUCUUUUCACCUUUCUCCCUUGAUCGUCUAACGAAGGUUGUAUUUCAUACAAAUAGUCUUCACGCACAGUUUGCGUAAUUGCACAAUGUUUUAUUCAUGAAGUUUUAUUAAAUAUUAGAAUCACUGCACAUAAUAAUAUUGUAUGAAUGUCUGCAAGGGUUUAAUCUAAAAACUGAUUUAACACUUGAUAUGUUAUGUCUUUACCACAAUGUUACAUUUUUAAAUCCCAUAACGUCAAUA